AUUAAAAAACUUCAGCUUUAGACUUUGUACCAGUUAAUUUGUUUAUUCUAACGGCAACUCUGGGCACAUUUUUUCUUCAGAAAUAAAACAGCUGUGUGAUGUAAUAUAUUAAUAUUAUCAAUUCACCGCAGAUUUUAUGUUUGAAAUUUUCGUAAAGAAUUCGAAAAUCAAAUAAACCAAUUUCAAGUCACGUUUACCGUAAUUAUAAAAAAAUAUUAAAUAAUUGCCUGCGAGGUCGACGCAUCAAGGAAAUGGCAUAAUUAAAAAACUUCAAAGACAUCAAUAACAAUUUCUAAUUCCAUAAAUUUUAAUACUUUCGUUAGGAAGAAACGAGAACUGAUGUACUUAAUUGUAAACAUCGGUGGGCCAUUAGAGCAGAAAUCGAAAAAAAUCCAAAACGAAACCAAAGCAAGAUACAUGGCCGAGCCGACAGCAUAACUCAAAACAAAAAAUAAUAACGCUAUAAAAGCAUCAUAAAGAAGCAAAUUGGAAUUGUAACUUAUGGAAAGAAGCAGCAGCACAACACUGACAGAGCGUUUCAAAGAAUUACUAAAACAAGAGAUAAAACCAAAAACAAAAAAGGAGAAAACAUAGUGACUUUAUAAAAUCAAACGAAAUCCUCACAGAAAAAAAGGCGAAAGGGAGUCGAAGGGAGCAAGCAAGAAGCAUUGAACUCGAGCGCAAAUCUUAAUUCGCGUCAUGUCGAUAAACGCAGUUCUGGAAGAGAAUGGCCUUAGGGCAAACCCCGAAUCGCUCUUGGAAUCGAAAUAUAAUUUCGAAGAGACUAAAAGCAAUCUUCAGAUUAAAGAGAAUUCGUUUGAAGAGCUUUGUAAAAAAACUUUUCAAAUGUAUAAAGCUGAGGAAGUGGUGCUCUCUUUCAAUGGCGGCAAAGACAGCACUGUAGUUCUUCAUAUGCUCGCCCGCUUUUUCCAGAAAGAUCACAAUCUCAAGCAUCUUAAAAUACUCGCAUUAUUUAUAACGGAUCCCGAUGGCUUUUCGGAAAUUGAUGAGUUUGUUAAUGAUUGCUCCAAACUCUAUAAUAUUGAAUUGAUUAAGAUGGAAGGUACUAUUAAACAAGCGCUAGAAAGGAUGUGCAGAGAAAGGCCAUUAAUUAAGGCGGUGUUUAUGGGCUCUAGAAGAACUGAUCCUCAUUGUGAACAUUUAAAGACAAUGCAACCCACUGAUCCCGGUUGGCCGGCAUUAAUGCGCAUUAAUCCAAUUCUUGACUGGACAUGCCGCGAUAUUUGGCAAUAUAUCUACGUAUAUGACGUUGCUUAUUGCAUAUUAUAUGAAAAAGGCUUUACCUCGAUUGGCAAUAAGAAAAAUACUAAACCUAAUCCUUAUUUACAAGUAGCUGAGUCUACGACAGGAAGAGUUUUGAAUUAUCGCCACGCGCAUGAUCUGCUAGACAACGAUAAUUUGGAACGUGCUGGGCGCGUAUAGUUUAAGCUUUAAGCGUUUUCCUUCAUCUUUAUCUUUUUUCCCAAAACAUUUUUUUUUCAAACCUUUAAAACAAUGUAUAAAAUCCUAUGCAGGCAAUUAAGUAAGUAAAAUAACUGUUAAGUUUCUUUAGUUAUAAAACCAAAUAAUUGUUAAAAUAGCUUGAAUUUACCAAAA
This is a messenger RNA of Glossina fuscipes, 1617 nucleotides long. RefSeq names its product FAD synthase-like. Lineage: Eukaryota; Metazoa; Arthropoda; Insecta; Diptera; Glossinidae. Gene Ontology annotation, biological process: FAD biosynthetic process. The record is from RefSeq and is a predicted model, not a curated record. Gene Ontology annotation, molecular function: FMN adenylyltransferase activity. The transcript has a single exon. The coding region runs from base 700 to 1443 and encodes 247 amino acids.